This is a messenger RNA of Biomphalaria glabrata, 7402 nucleotides long. RefSeq lists its product as uncharacterized. Bases 23 to 2044 code for a protein of 673 amino acids. The transcript is spliced from 6 exons. Gene Ontology annotation, cellular component: membrane; cytosol. Lineage: Eukaryota; Metazoa; Mollusca; Gastropoda; Planorbidae. The record is from RefSeq and is a predicted model, not a curated record.
ACAAAGGUUAAGGCCAACAAUAAUGGCGGCCAAUGUUUUUAUUAUACUAUUAAUAACAUUGGCUGGUUUACUAACACUAGGAAUAAAUCUAGAUCUAGAUCUACCUCUUAAAGAUGUAAAUGCUAGUAAUAUAAAAAGUGUCUUAAUUGCGCUAGAUAAUGUAAUGAAGUUUUAUAAAGAACAUUACAGAAAUCUUAAUUUGGAUGGUUUCUUUGGACUUCGUAUUAUGCAAGGACAACUUCAAAUGUUAGUAACAGAGUACAAGGCUAAUCCUCAUGGAAACCUUUCUUCAGACAUUAUUGAGCACAUUGAAACUUUGGUUCAGUCAUCCAGCAAUGUCAGUGCUUUAGGCCUAAAAUAUAUAGAAAAUGAUGAUCCAGUUUACUUCCACAAAUUCAGGCCCAUUAUUCUGUCUCCUUGGAGGAUAAAAAAACCACACCGCAAAUUAGAACCUCACCUCAGAUGGGAAAUACCUCAAUACAAAGCUAAGUUAAAAGUAAAAUUAACAGAAGAGUUGAGUGAUAAAUGUAUAGUACAGUUGUUGCAACCAGACUGCAAUAUAACAGAGGACUGUGCUGACAUUAUGACUACCAGAGCUCUUACAGGCUAUGGUAUUACACAUCAACUGUUGUGGACUGCAAUUGGAGAAACAACGGUCAACUGCACUGUGAACAUGAAUAAAAUCAUGGAAACUCGUGGAUUUGGUAAUGUCAGUGCUAUGCAACUGGAAUGGUGCACCAAUAAUUUCUAUGAAAUGGUAGCUAUUGUGCAAGUUCUGAUGCACAAAAAAAUUCAUGAAAGUCAACAGGAUUUAUUUUUUGAACAACAGUUUGUUUGUCCUAGCCUUGGUUUUUAUGAGUUUUUGAAAAUGGAGUACCUAAAACAGAUGUUGACUUGGCAGUUUCCUAUGGGUUGUUUUGGAGACAGAAAUACUGAGACAGAUAUAAACUCAAUAUUGUUCAACUACCAAGAAGGUCAGACACUUUUCCUGCAUAACAAAGUGAAUGCUGCCAAUGGUCAAGUGACACUAAAGGAUGGUUCAAAAACACUUGAGUCUGAAAAAUCUGAGCAAGUUCAUUUUGUGAAAGAGAAGGAUUUAGCUGUGAGUGAAAACUCAACAAAUAUAGUCACGUUAAAGAGCAAUGCUUCUUUUGUAUCUAUUAGGAGAAAACAAAGAAAUAUAAAACAAAGCAGUUUUGUUGGUAAACUCAAACAAAGUAGUAAAACUCAGAGACGCCUUCUGAAUGAGAAACUAAUGGAGGAUGGAUGUCUCUCUCACAAAACAGCAGUGGCAGUUGGGGCACUGUGCUCAUACAUCCGUUAUAUGAUAGAGCCGGGAAAUAUACAGUGGACAGGACAGCAUGAGCUGUUCCUUAUGGACAUGAGGAGCUUACUGCAGGCAGAUGGUGAUGGGCAGUUAAAGCUCUCAGUGGAUAGGCCUGAAGAGGAGGAUGAACACAAAGAAUUAGAGGAUUUGGGCGCAGCUAAUAAUGAUCACUACCCUGCGGAGGAGGAAGAAGAAGAGGAAGAAGGGGAAGAUGAAGAGGAGUACAAUCAAGAUGCUCAGGACUAUGUCUCGGAGCAGCCCAAAGCUCAUCUAGAAAACCCAGUUAUACAGUUUGACCAGAGGGACAAUGAUAAUAUUAUGGUUAAUGAGGACAAUGAAAAAGAGCUGAUAGAGUACUCCAAUGUUCAUGAUGACACUGGUGCCGAGAAGCAAAUGUUGCCUCUUGAACCAGCAGAAAACAACAUGGUAGACACCAGAGAGCAGCAGGAGGACCGCAACUAUUAUGACGACGAGGGAGAAACAGAAAAGGGGAUCAUCAAGCGGAACAGGCAAAUCACCCCAAGGCCACGUCCUCCAAUUAGGACUCGUAAAAAACACGGAAGCAGCUCCGAUAAGAGCUCAGAAAAUGUACUCUCUGACCAGCCUAACUAUAUGGUCAUAGUUUUGGUGUCUGUUUCUCCUUUCUUUGUUUUACUUCUAUUCUUACUCAAGUUUAUUAGAAAGAGAAGAGUGCACAAACGUCAUACAUAUUUUUGACAUGCUUUGAAAAGAAGGAAAUUCGGCAGCUUGACUGUACAAUUAACGGUGCAAUAUUAUAGUUUAUGUGUGGCAGAUUGAAAAUUUGUUUUCAUUUGUUCAUAUUACAACAGAAAGAAGCAAAAAUAUUUUUUAAUGUAAUUAUCUAAUUUUUUAAAUAGAUUUUUUUUCUUGUUUUUUGUGCCUUUUGCACAGUUAUGUGUGUAACCUUUGCACAAACAUUUUUAAGUGAAUACUGAAUAAAGUGAACCAGUGGAAGUGUUUUGAAAACUUGUAGAAUUUCAUUUCUAUGGAUUGCUAAUAGUUUGAUCUUGCAUAAACAAAAUGUCUUCCUAUCUUCAUGUUCACCAACCUGGAUGUUGUAAGGGAGGCUACUUACUCAAAAGGCUCAAGUGGCUGUAGUCUCAGUCCUUUAGCUUUGACUUUUUUGUCUACUCUAUCUGGACUCUAUAGUUAACAUGCUUUCUAUUUAUUGUUUUCACUGUUUGAAACAGUAGAGCAUCAGUAUUAUUCUAUAUAUAUCUGAUUUUAAAAUAUUGAACUUAGUCAUGUAUCAUAAGACUCAUUUAUUACAUAAACAUUAAAUUGAAUACUGUUGUUUUACAUGAUACACUAUCAUCUAUGAUCUUAAUAAGCAUACAUUUUUAUUAGUAGUAAAUAUUUUUAUUUAAAAAAAAAUCUUUAUAAUUACUUUGAUACAAAUGUAUUUAAUUUUAUGUCAUAUUUGUCUGAGCUUCAAUUGCUGCUAACUAGUAACCAUGUUUAGGUUUUAUUUGAUAUACAACUUAAUGUACACCAAGUUGAGCUGUUGGUGGCCUUCUCAAUCCUAGAACAACUAUGGUUCAUCUUGAAGAAUACUUUUUCACGUGACUGUAGAGUCCUAUUCUCAAGAGGCAUUCCUGUCCGCAUAUAACGCAGGCUAAGGUGGCAUUCGCUUUGGUGGUAGAGAGUCCGUCCUCUAUUUCUUUUGGCAUGCUUUUUAUCCAAAGCUGAGGCCAAGACAUUUUCUCUAUCCAUAGCUUUCUUGGUCACCAUCUGUGACUCUCCACAUUAUGCCGUCUAGAGCUAUGUCUUCCCAGUUGUCAACAUUAAUAUCCCCUGCUUUGAGGUCCUUUUUGAUUACGUCCACAAAUCGGAGGCGGGGAUGAUCAGUUUUUCUUGAACCUGUCAUGAGUUGUCUGUAAAGGAUGACUUUCAGGAUACAUUUAUACUCAAUCCUGUGGACAUGACCUAGUCUGAGCAUUGUAAAGUUGGGAAGACCUGCUCAAGCAAGUAUCUCAGUAUUACACACUCUUUCUUGACAUGUGAUUUUGAGAUGGGCACCAAAUCUACAAGCUAAUAAGCUGUUAAAAUUUGUGUUUAUGUUAAAUUAAAAAAGCAAAGCAAAAGAUGUACAACAAAAAGUAUGAAAACUAGUUCUAAUGUUUUUAAUGUUUUAAUGUACAUUUUAUGUGUGAUUAAUUUUAAGCCAUCUUGUAUUGUAAAUAUUGUCUGUAAUUUAUUCUUUGUGUGUUGCUGCUAGAAUGAAGCCGCAUGUCUGUGAAACAGUGCUUCAUUUAAUCAGUUCUGAAAAUGAACCUCCAGUCUCAUUUAUUUAUUUGCAUUGUAAUUAUCACCUGUUUUUCAAAGCUUACAAUACUGCUCAUUUUAAAUUAAAAUGUUAGUCUCUUGAUCCAUAAAAAAAAAAAAUACUGUAUAGUCUCUCUGCCUGAAUUUUUCUCAUAUAUAUUGUUACGAAUCUCACUAUCCAGGCUCUCUGCAAACUGCACCAUACACCACCAACUUAAAGAACUUGACAACUCAGGGCUCCAAAGUAACGUAACACUUUAAUAGUUGAAUAAAUAACAGCCAAUACUGUACAAUUGGCAACACGUACACUGUACAAAUAUCUCUCCGAUAACACCGUUCCGCAGUAUCAACUCUUGCACUGGCCUCUCCGUCUCGUUCCGGGCUUGCACUGGGUUCAACAGUUCAGGACUGACUUCACACACUAGGCUCGUUGUGUCGGACUCGAUCGCAGACCAAGAUCAAGACGCCAGCCGUCUCAACUGUACUUGACAUUACUCCGCACCGAACCGUCGUAAUGCUCCGUACAGAACCACACCGCUGAACUGUGCUGUAGUCGACCGGACUGUAGUGAACCGGGCUCUGAACCCCUGCCGUGAACCUCCUUUCUGAACCUUGCUGUAUUGAGCCCCUUUUCUCGACCGUCUUGACUGCGAUACCUCCGCUCUUAUAUAGGGUCCCUACUGGCCUUCUCGAACCGGACAGAACACCGCUCGACGUUUCCAGGUGGUCAGAUGAUUACAAUUCUCGUGACGCUCCUGAGCUCUGUUCACGAACCGCCGUCGAUCCUUCCCGAACCGCCGUGUUGACACUCGACUCGGCUGACCAUCGUAACUCGUCACGGUUGACCGCUCGUCUAGCGCUGGCCUGGGGCGAUUUGCGUCGGCUGACUACACUCACACCACUACCCCCAUCUGUGCCACCACCAGGUUUAUAACAAUAUUUAUACAUAAAAUAUAGACUAUUUUGUAGAUAUUAAUAGUUAUUUGGAGAUGUCUCUUGAAUUAUUGUUACCAAACUCAAUGUGUCCAUCACUGUAUGUAAAGAAGUGGUAAAAUGAUAUUUUACAUGAAAACAAAGAAUGAUCAACAGUUAUUUGUGUUUAUUUUAACCAGGGCAGAGUACCAAAGGACUAGAAAGAAGCUAAUGUCACCCCCCUAUUUAAAAAAGGAGAAAAAUCUGACCCAGGAAACUACAGACCAGUAUUACUUACCAGCAUCACAUGUAAAAUCCUAGAACACAUAAUAUAUAGCAACAUCAUAAACCACUUAGACAAACAUAAUGUCCUCACACCAUACCAAGUUCACCACCAUAGUUUGCUUAAAAAAUAAAAAUAAUUUCGGCAUUAAUGGUCCACUGCAUCAGUGGAUUAAAGAUUUUCUGAUAGGUAGAGAACAAACUGUAAUAAUAAAUGGCUCUAAAUCAACACCGAUAACAGUAAACUCAGGUGUACCUCAAGGAACAGUCUUGGGUCCACUACUAUUUUUAAUUUACAUAAAUGAUUUACCAAAUUGCAUUACUUCAGGAACAAAAGUUAGAUUAUUUGCAGACGAUUGCAUAAUAUAUAGAACAAUAAAAACAACACAAGACACAGAUGUUUUACAAAGAGAAUUAGAUGAAUUACAGAAAUGGGAAUCAAAUUGGAGCAAGAGUAACAAAAAAAGCUAAAACAAAUUAAUUCCACUUAUCUUAUUCAUGGCAAACCAGUAACACAGACUAAAAAUUGCAAAAUACCUAGGUGUUAUAAUAAAUGAAAAACUGUCAUGGAAUCCACAUAUUGAUUAAACUAUAAAAAAAUCAAACAAAGCAUUAGGAUUUAUUAAAAGAAAUUUUUAUACAUCAAAUAAGAACAUAAAACUAAAAUGUUAUUUAACCUUGGUUAGGCCAAUAAUAGAAUAUGCAUCCUCCGUUUGGGACCCCUCAACUCAAGAAAAUGUUAGGAAACUGGAAUAGACACAAAAUAGAGCAGUGAGAUUCAUAACAAACGAAUAUUCACAUUUGACUAGAGUAACACCUUUAGUAAAAUCACUAAAUUUAGAAAGCCUUUAGGACAGAAGACUCAAAAGUAAAGUAGCAAUUAUUCAUAAAACACUGAACCAUAAUCUUCAAAUACAAAAUUUAAUAAAAUACUCUGAAAGACACAAAGAUAAAGGCACAUUUCUUGUCCCAUAUGCUAGGACAAAUUUGUACAAAUACUCCUUCUUCCCUAGUGCUAUUAGAGCAUGGAAUGGGUUGCCUGAGCUAGCCAGGAAAACCAGUGACUUGGCAGAGUUCAAGUCAUUGGUUAAUAUGCAUGACGCGUAGGACGUAAUCAUCUUCUUUUUUGAAGUAACGUCUGUAUUAUAUAAGAUAAGAUAAGAUUUGAUCUCAUUUUAAUUAUUAUUAUUUAUAUACAGUCAGACCUUAUUAUAAUAUUAAGUAACGUCUGUAUUAGAUAAGAUUGCGCUUUUUUAAUUUGGUAUAGUAAGCAUCUGAGUUUUUGUAGGGUUUCCUAGGCAGUGUUUGCAUCUCUCAGCAAGACAAUCUUACUGUUUGUUGAAUUUAAUAAGAAAAUGACUCUAGAACUGUCAGUCUCAGUGGCAAUACAAAUCUUUCACCACUGAGCUGUUCAGUGACAAUGUCAUCUCCCCUCCAUUUUCUUUUUCACUUCUUCAGAGAAUUUCUAGUUAUUGUAAUGUUUAUUUCUCCAUUUUAUUUGUAACAUCAAAUCAGCAUGUGUCUUGAGGUUUCUUUAAAAUAAUGUUACUGACUCAUUUCAGUUACAUUAAAGAGAAUUAUGUAAAGCCUUUGUAUCAAAAUCUCCAACUUUCACCUAACUCAUCUUUAAUAUAUAAGUUAAAACAUAAUUUUUUAUUCCUUUUUUUUUUUCUUUGCCUUUACUAAAACUAUAAAAAAAUCAUUUUUUACAUUUUUACAUUUUUCAAAUAGUUUUGAAGUUACAAUAUACGUCACAAAAACCUCCAUGAUUUAGGAGCAACCAUAAACCUUGUUGCUUCUUUACCUACUUCUCAGUAAAACUGAAUUCUUUGUGCUUUCGCAGCAUUUAAGUGUUUUUUUUUACCUUACAAAAACUUUUUAUUUGAAGAGCCUUUUAUCAAUUUGAUUUUUUAUCUCUUUCUGAGUUUACUUUGAUAUACUCUAGAAAAUGGCAGAGAUAGCAGUUUGAUUCUACUAGAAUAUACUUGUGAUUAUUGAACAAGUCCACUAGCCAUGAUAUUAAUUUCUGUUUUCUUGAGGUUGUAAUUAACUGUAAGUAACUUAGAAAACAAUUCCAGAGGCAAGUAAUUACUUGAAAUGUUUAAUGAUUUUACUUUACAUUGGCCAUUAUGAGUUAUUGAAAGCCAAACCUAUUCUGAGCACAUAUUUCUAUUCAUUUUAAAUAUAUCAUCAUGUGUUCAUCUUUUGUUCCAUGAUGUGGAUAGUUUUGAUACAGAAUUAUAGUGCAUCUUUUUUUAAAUUUAUUUAUUUACUAUGAAUGUAUUUAAUUUUUAUUCAAAGAGUGGUGGCUGAAAUUUGAAUGCAUAAUUAUAUGUGCCAUAUUAUGAUAUAUAUUAUAUAUAUGUAUAUAUAUAUAUAUAUGAUAUUUAUGUCACUUUCAAGUUUGCUUUUUUGUCAAAGUUUGUUCCCUGGUGUUUGACCAAGUUUAAAAGUGUUUGAUAACAUAGAAUACUGUCUGUUAUUGAAACAUUUUUUUAUGACUGACUCAAGAAAGUAAGUUUGUAGGGUUUUUUUGUUUGUUUUUUAUUGUACUGUUCAAAUUUUAAUGUCAAUAAUUAUAAUUUUGUUCACCAA